Messenger RNA from Scleropages formosus (Asian bonytongue), 3036 nucleotides. Its product is annotated as inositol hexakisphosphate kinase 1-like. The transcript has 5 exons. Gene Ontology annotation, molecular function: inositol hexakisphosphate kinase activity. The record is from RefSeq and is a predicted model, not a curated record. NCBI's taxonomy places the organism in Eukaryota, Metazoa, Chordata, Actinopteri, Osteoglossiformes, Osteoglossidae. Gene Ontology annotation, biological process: inositol phosphate biosynthetic process; phosphatidylinositol phosphate biosynthetic process. Gene Ontology annotation, cellular component: nucleus; cytoplasm. Bases 72 to 1340 code for a protein of 422 amino acids.
GUUGCUCCCCCUGCUGGCCGCGGCUGCGUGCACGAGCCCAUGCCCCCGUCGUCACGCAGCCUGCCAACGCGAUGUGCUUCCCACACGCCAUGGAAGCGGGCAAGCAGAGUGCUGGGCACGGGUCGGGCAGGCGCGGGGGGGUGCUGCUGGAGCCCUUCGUCCACCAGGUGGGCGGCCACUCCAGCAUGAUGCGUUACGAUGACCACACCAUCUGCAAGCCCCUCAUCGCCCGCGAGCAGCGCUUCUAUGAGUCGCUGCCCCCUGAGAUGAAGGAGUUCACACCGGAGUACAAAGGCCUGGUGCUCGUAUGCUUUGAAGGCGAUCGCGACGGCUACAUUAACCUGGUGGCGUAUCCGUACGUAGAGAGCGAAGAGCUGUGCGAAUGGGAGCAGCCGAGACGCAAGCACUCCCGUCGCAGCCUGCAGCGCUCCAGCAGCGAGCACAAGGAGGAGGCCGACGCUGCGGACAGCAGCCAGCAGGAGCUGAAGAGCCCGCGCCUGGAGCUGCUCCAUUCGGACGUGCCCUUCCAGAUGGUAGAUGGAAACAGUGGCCUGGGCACAGAGAGGAUCAGCUACAAUCCCUGGAGUCUUCGCUGCCAUAAGCAGCAGCUGAGCCGCAUGCGCUCCGAGUCCAAGGACCGUCGACUAUAUAAGUUCCUGCUGCUGGAGAACGUGGUGCACCAUUUCAGCUGCCCAUGCAUCCUGGACCUCAAGAUGGGAACACGGCAGCAUGGUGACGAUGCCUCCGAGGAGAAGGCGGCACGCCAGAUUAGAAAGUGCGAGCAGAGCACUUCUGCCACGCUUGGUGUGAGGGUCUGUGGAAUGCAGGUGUACCAGACGGACACGCAGCACUUCCUUUGUCGGAACAAGUACUAUGGCCGAGGGCUAUCUGUGGAAGGCUUCCGCCAGGCGCUCUACCAGUUCAUGCACAACGGUGUACGUCUGCGCCGGGACCUGUUCAGGCCCAUCCUAGACAAACUGCGCCGCCUCAAGGAGGUGUUAGAGAGACAGGUCUCCUAUCGCUUCUACUCCAGCUCCCUGCUGAUCAUCUACGAAGGCAAAGAACCUCUGACAGACUCCAGGCAUAAACUGUCAGGACAGAAGUCUGUGUGGGACGUAGGUCUGGGUCACGGACCCUCAGAACUGCCCCCGCACCCCAAGCCCCCAGCAGCUUCUCCACCCUUCGUGGAUGUGCGCAUGAUAGACUUUGCCCACACCACAUUCAAAGGGUUUCGAGACGACCCCACUGUUUACCACGGGCCUGACAAGGGCUUCGUCUUUGGCCUGGAGAGCCUCAUCAGGGUUCUGGAGGGGAUCCGGGAGGAGAGCGAGUAUCCGUGACGACCUCCCCCGCCUUCUCUCGCAGGGCUCGGCUCCUCUUUAAGGAAACUGUUUACUGUGACAGGAGCUACAGCUUAAUAUCACAUUAGAUGUGAUCGCAAUGUUUUCACCAUGUUCUGGUAUUGUAAGGAGCAGCUUUACUUAGUGGACUCUUCACUCCCGUGUGGCAUUUGUGACAAGUCCAGCAAGGCACAUUACGCUCCAUGCAACUCUCUGGCAGGGCCUCCUGGGGCUGACCCUGGUGGUUUGGCAGCAGCCCCGACAGAAUGUGUGGUGAGCCUUCCGUUAGAGACUCCAGUGGAGCGCAGUUUACCUUAAACGGGAAAUCUCCGUUGAAUAAAUACACUACUUUAUGAAUCCAGUUUGACACCAAUGCCAUGACUUUAAUGCACAUUUUUUAUCUCAUUUUGCCUUCUCACUAUAUAUAUAAUAUAUAAAGUAAUAUAAAACCUACAUAUAUAUUUGUAUUUAAACACCUAUUCAGAAAUGCAUCAGUAUUGAUCACACUAAUAAUGUAUCAUUUUUAUUUCCCUUCUGCUUUUUCUCAGUCCCCUGCUUGUUUUCGUUGAGCUGAUUGACUUGGGUGGGCUGUGGGAUCUGUGGACUGCAGUCAUCAGUUCCAAUGCCGCUUAUCGCACACCCCCCUUUGUUUUUUUCUUUUUUUUUUUUUUCUCCCCGUAUCCUGCGGAACCUUGAUCAGACGCACCAGACAUGAUAACGGGGCUCUGCUUCGGUUAUAGGGUCUAUCUCUGGAGUUUAUCUCGUUUAUCUCCGUUGGUAUGUUAUUUUCUUUCUGUGGAGUAGGAGCUGUCAUCUUUUUCCUGUUAUCUGCCCAAUCCCAGUAUUUUAUAGGACACAUAAGCUGGGUGUGGAGAGCUCUCUAGACCCGCCUAAUCUAGCAGCAGUUACUUUAAUUCACUUGAUAUUCGUAUUUUACCGCUCCAUUUUACAAAGACGCACGGCAUCUUCUGAGCCGACAAAUUGUUCGGGCCCUCAGUGCGUUUGAUCUUACUAGGUAUUUGAAUGCAAAUUUAAAUAUCUCUCAGAAUUAGAUAUUUUUGUGCAUUUAGUUUUCUCCUACCAGUUGAUUACAAGAGUCACUGGGUAUGGAAGUCCUAUUUAGGCUCAAUCAGCCCGCAUGCGGGAUCGAAGUGAAGUCUGAAGUCUUGUCGUGUAAUUUUAAAAUAAACUUUUGCCUUCAAUUAAAAUUUCUCCGGUUAAAUAGGCCGUCAAGUCAUCACUCCCACAGAAUUUUUAUUAGAAAAUAGGACAUUAGCUGUACAAGUAAUGGACUUCACUUUUUUACUUUGGCUUGGAGUUGAUUUCUGGGUAACUGCAUGUAGUCAAUGCGGAAACGAGUCUUGUUGUUUCCACAUUGACUAGAUGCAGCUACCCAGAAGUUUUUCAGUAGUUCAGUUUGUCUGAAAACAUUAUAAAACAUAGAAUACUGCCCUGGCACUGAACAGAAACAACUAAAGAGGCGAACGGAGACAACUAUACAACAAAACCGUGGAAAAAAUGCGGCUCCAGCGAUCUGCUGCGCACAUUUCUGUUGAGUUUUUCCCCAGUGGUCGGGUACAGUAUUAUCAGCCUUGUCCAGUUAGUCACUCUGGUAAAUCCCUGCUUUAGUGGCCUUUUGGAUCACGGUUUAUACCAGUCAUGUUUAUACUGUGUUAAGCUGGGCCACAGAUGUCAA